AUGCCCCCAAAUCAACCCCUGGCGCAACAGGCGCCCACAUCACGCCGCCUGCUCAUCUUCCAGGAGACGCGUAACCCGACCAACACAGCCGAAACAGUCUACCUGCCCGUCAACAAGCUAGGCCUGCCAAUCUGCGGUGAAGGGCCUGAGCUGCCGUCGAUUUUGGAAUUGCCGUUGCGCAUCUUGAGGGUUUUUACGGAGAUUUUUAAUCAGCCGAAGUAUAAGGGAUGGGCUGUUCUUUCUGCGGGUCCUUACCAUGAUACUUCUGAAGAAGGGAAGUUUUAUGCUGUUGUCCUGGAGCAGAUGCAGCAAGUUGCGGGGGUUCAGCCUGAUAACAUGAUUCAGAGUACGCCUUGA
Penicillium antarcticum is the source of this 357-nucleotide messenger RNA. RefSeq lists its product as uncharacterized. Lineage: Eukaryota; Fungi; Ascomycota; Eurotiomycetes; Eurotiales; Aspergillaceae. The transcript is spliced from 2 exons. The record is from RefSeq and is a predicted model, not a curated record. The coding region runs from base 1 to 357 and encodes 118 amino acids.